AUGGUUGUGUUGGACAGCUAUAGCGUCAUGAUUGUAUCUAAAUACCUUUUAACAAUUGAAGACUUCAUCAACUUACAGUUUGUAUGCAAAAAACUGAUAAACUUGCUCGAAAAGUUCCAUUUUAACCCAAUACCAUUAUCACAGAAGACGAGAAAAUACUUUCCCAAACUGGAGACGUAUUACAUGUACAACCCAAACGACCAAAUUUUUAAAGAGAAGUUCUUUCGAGUAGUAAAUUGGUACCAAGUCACGUUUGAAGAGUGUAUGGCAUUUUCGUCAAACACAAAUGUGUACAAGAAUGUAGUGUAUACUUUACACGACAGAGAUAUAUUCGGUGUUGUUGUACCAUCUGUUGUAAAUCGAAUUGGUGAUCAGUGUUUUCAAAACGAAACCACAUUGACUGCUCUUGUGUUGUCUCAAACAAUUGUUUCAUUGGGAAACUUCUGUUUUUGGAAUUGCAAAAAUUUGAAAGAAGUAGUGUUGUCGGAAUUUGUGGAAAGUGUUGGUUACCGUUGUUUUGAGGGGUGUGCCUCCCUUUCAAAAAUAAACUUCCCAGAAACACUUGGUGUUAUUCCAGAGUGCUGUUUUAUGAACUGUACAUCGCUCUCAAUACUUAGUGUCCCUGACAAUGUGAGUGUGAUCGAGAAAAACUCUUUUGGAAAUUGUGUUUCCCUUCAAUCAAUCACUCUCCCCCAAAAAUUACAAAAAAUUUCUGAAAAUUGUUUUGCUCGUUGUUCUCAUUUAUCACAAGUGUUUAUCAAUAAAACAACUGAGCCAAUGGCAUUAGGAAAAAACUGUUUUUACCAGUGUAUUUCGAUGAAAAGCAUUGAACUUCCACAAAAUACGAAUCACAUUGAAGAAGGCAGUUUUUGCCAGUGUUCUUCUAUGAGCUCACUCGAAUUUCCAUCAAAAGUAGAGUUUCUUGGUGAUAACAUGUUUUACUGUUGUUCUGCCCUUCGUUAUUUCGAGUUACCAAAGAACAUAAAGCAUCUUGGUAUUGGCUAUUUUUGGAAUUGCAGCAUGUUGUCCAAAAUAGUCAUUCCACUUGGUAUAACUCAUUUAGACGAUCAUUGUUUCUGUGGGUGCACAUCCUUGUCAUCUGUAAAUCUCCCCGACAGUCUCUUGGCACUUGGCAAUUAUGUCUUCUGUUUAUGUCAUUCCCUCAACUCCAUUCGCAUUCCCCAAAACGUCACAUCUAUCGGUGACGCAUCUUUUUUCAACUGUUCUUCUCUCUCAACACUGUCACUCCCCCAAUCUAUUUUCAGCCUCGGUAAAAACUGUUUUUAUGGGUGUGUCUCUUUGAGUACAAUUACAAUUCCAAACACGUUAAUUCAACUCCCAGACAAUUGUUUCUAUGGUUGUACAUCCAUUCAAACAAUAGAAAUACCCGACUCCGUCACUUCUAUUGGGAAGGGUUGCUUCUUGGGAGCUUCGUCUCUCAAGCACAUUGGCCUUCCCGCCAAAAUUCAGGCUGUUGGACGGGGUUCGUUCUGCGGUUGUGAGCCCCUUUCAAUCUCCUGUUGUGUUCGCAAUCUCCCUCCCGAAGUUUUUGACAAGCCGUGGUGCUGA
Messenger RNA from Entamoeba invadens IP1, 1569 nucleotides. RefSeq lists its product as hypothetical. The transcript has a single exon. Lineage: Eukaryota; Evosea; Mastigamoebida; Endamoebidae. Bases 1 to 1569 code for a protein of 522 amino acids. The record is from RefSeq and is a predicted model, not a curated record.